Messenger RNA from Lucilia cuprina (Australian sheep blowfly), 519 nucleotides. RefSeq lists its product as uncharacterized. NCBI's taxonomy places the organism in Eukaryota, Metazoa, Arthropoda, Insecta, Diptera, Calliphoridae. Bases 45 to 416 code for a protein of 123 amino acids. The transcript has a single exon. The record is from RefSeq and is a predicted model, not a curated record.
AGGCCAUAAAUAAUUCACCUUAUCAUGCAAUAUUUGGCUUCGACAUGAUAACGCAUGCGUCAUCUUAUGAACUUCUACGAAAACUACAACUUUUAGAUGAGCCAUCAGCCAAAAUAUCACGUGACGAUAGUUUACAGCUCAUUAGGAAAAACCUAAAGAAACAUAUUAAAGAUGCCUAUGAUAAAAAUCAGAAGCAAUACAACUUGCGGACAAGACCUCAAACCUUUUCUCUAAAUCAGGAAGUUUUCCGACGGAAUUUUUCUCAGAGCAAUAUGGAGAAAAAUUUUAAUGCUAAACUGUCACCUUUGUUUAUUAAAGCAAGAGUUCGAGAAAAACUAGGAAAUCACUAUUAUGUUCUAGAGGAUUUACAGGGAAAAUUAGUUGGCACCUAUCACUGUAAAGACAUUAGGCCAUAAACUCUUUUCUAUCUAUUUUUGUUAAGUAUAACUUCAAAAAUAUUUAGUUUUGUACUGGACGUUUAUGUCCUUGAACAAAUAUCUAUUAGAAUUUUGGAAAAAA